AUGUCAGAAAGUUCCAUUUCCUACUGGAAAGAGAAGCAAGCCACGUUGCAUGAUAUUCUCGGUGGGCAGCUCCAAAUAGCAAACACGGAUAUCCUGAAUUCGCAUCGGUUUCUGCAAAAAGCGGUCAAGGCGCAGAACAAGAGCGGCGUUUUGUUUGCAUACGAGCGCUCCGCUGACGUAGGAGCGGGCAUCGGCCGCGUUACUGCCGGUGUACUUCAGAAAUGUUUUAAACAUGUCGACCUAUAUGAACCGGUCGAUCAUCUGCUCCAGGAGGCAAAGCGAUUGACGGAUCAAACCAAGUGUUCCUAUUACUGUUCCAGCAUUGCGCAGUUUAUAAGCAGCGACGCAGUCAUGUACAACUGCGUAUGGCUGCAGUGGGUGCUCAUGUACGCCGACGACACUCAGGUCGUUGCGCUACUUAGCGCGUGCCGUCAGAAACUGCAAAAAAACGGUGUUAUAAUUGUAAAGGAAAACUACUCAGAAUCCAACGAAGUCGAAGUCGACGCAGCAGACUUCUCUACGUGCCGUCCGCUUGCACGAUGGCAAAAAUUGUUCGAACGGAGCCAGUGCAAAAUUUUGCUCUGGGAAACCGUGCCUCAUUGGCCGGACCGACUUUACAAAAUUUUCGCCGCAGCAUUAGUUUUGUGA
Dermatophagoides pteronyssinus (European house dust mite) is the source of this 648-nucleotide messenger RNA. RefSeq names its product N-terminal Xaa-Pro-Lys N-methyltransferase 1-B-like. NCBI's taxonomy places the organism in Eukaryota, Metazoa, Arthropoda, Arachnida, Sarcoptiformes, Pyroglyphidae. The record is from RefSeq and is a predicted model, not a curated record.